This is a messenger RNA of Microtus oregoni (creeping vole), 7569 nucleotides long. It is a transcript of the gene Col25a1, whose product is annotated as collagen type XXV alpha 1 chain. Lineage: Eukaryota; Metazoa; Chordata; Mammalia; Rodentia; Cricetidae. The coding region runs from base 717 to 2771 and encodes 684 amino acids. The transcript is spliced from 38 exons. The record is from RefSeq and is a predicted model, not a curated record.
UCCAGCGGGCUGGGCGAAGGUGAAUAUAUUAUGCUAAUAAGGAGGCUCCUGCGGGAGGGGGCGGUCUGUGCAUGAGGCGCGCGCGCACUGUCUCACACACGAGCAUCCCGGGGUAUUUAAGGCUCGCACACGCGAGGCUGCGGAGCUACUUCUGGGGCCUCGCGGCUCGCGAUUGCUGCUUGGGUCGUUCGGUUCUUCUCUCUCCUCUAUCCCUCUGCUACUUCUCGGGGACCGCGCUCUCGCCGCGUCCCUCUGCAUUUCUUUUUCUUUUCGGCCUUGAACUGAUCCAGGUGGAAGACAGGUCGGCCCCUGGAAAGCCCCAGAAUAGGUAGAGAUAGGCAGGCAGACGCAACAGGUCGGAGCAGGGAGAGAGACCCGCGAACCCUGCGCUCUGCGCCGGGGACCACUAAGGAGGUGUCGGAUCUUGAGGGGUCAGAAGAGCUGCCCUGGUGGGUUUGAUUUUUAGCUGUGACCCCCGGCCGGAGGGUCCUCUUUACUCUCAGCUGGAAGGGGAGAAUCAGCAGAAUGAUCCACAGCUGCUGAUCCGGACGCCGAGCCAAUCUCAGGUCCACCUCCGACCCGGGGCUCCGACUCCACCAACUAGUUGUGCAGCCGCAGGGACUGAACUUUGGAGGAAUCGGCCCUUCCUUUCCUUCUAAGAUUAUUGGAGGAGGUAGAGGGUGGAAGGCGUAGCGGAGACUGGCGAUCCCGCCACGAUGUUGGUGAAGAAGCUUGCAGGAAAAGGAGGGGGACGAGAACCUGGAUCAGAAGAUCCGCGCCCCUUGGGACAGCGUUGUGCCGGCACCAUGGCCUCGUGCGCGGCCCUGGCGACCCUCUUGUCAGUGGUUGCGGUGGUGUUUUGCUUGUAUCUUGGGGUGAAAACCAACGACCUCCAGGCGAGGAUUGCCGCUCUUGAAUCUGCCAAAGGAACCCCUUCCUUUCGUCCGCUGCCUGAAAUCAUGGAUGAGCUGAAGGCUAUGGUUCAGGAGAAAGUGGAGCGUCUCUUGGCUCAGAAAUCCUAUGAACACAUGGCUAAAAUAAGGAUCGCCAGAGAGGCACCUUCAGAGUGCAACUGCCCAGCAGGUCCUCCGGGGAAACGAGGGAAGAGAGGCCGAAGAGGAGAGUCUGGUCCUCCUGGUCAGCCCGGUCCCCAGGGCCCCCCUGGUCCAAAAGGCGAUAAGGGAGAACAAGGCGAUCAGGGGCCUCGGAUGGUGUUUCCUAAGAUCAAUCAUGGCUUUCUCUCUGCUGAUCAGCAGCUCAUUAAACGGCGGCUGAUUAAGGGUGACCAAGGACAAGCAGGGCCUCCAGGACCCCCAGGCCCUCCUGGUCCAAGAGGCCCACCUGGGGACACAGGAAAAGAUGGCCCCCGAGGGAUGCCAGGAGUACCCGGUGAACCAGGGAAACCAGGAGAACAAGGCUUGAUGGGACCUUUGGGGCCUCCAGGACAAAAGGGUUCCACUGGAGCACCUGGGACCCCAGGCAUGAAUGGGCAGAAGGGUGAGCCUGGAUCACCUGGAGAAGCAGGGCAGAGUGGACUCCCAGGACCAAAGGGAGAACCUGGAAAAGAAGGAGAAAAGGGAGAUGCUGGAGAAAAUGGCCCCAAAGGUGAUGCGGGAGAAAAGGGUGACCCAGGAUCAUCGGCUGCAGGAAUUAAGGGAGAACCUGGAGAAUCUGGUCGUCCAGGACAAAAGGGUGAGCCAGGGCUGCCUGGACUACCUGGACUCCCGGGGAUCAAGGGAGAACCAGGCUUCAUUGGUCCUCAAGGAGAGCCGGGCUUACCAGGGUUACCAGGAACAAAAGGUGAACGUGGAGAGGCAGGGCCUCCUGGAAGAGGUGAACGAGGAGACCCGGGAGCCCCAGGACCAAAGGGGAAACAAGGUGAAUCAGGAACUAGAGGCCCAAAGGGGUCAAAGGGUGAUCGUGGAGACAAAGGAGACUCUGGAGCUCUGGGACCCCGGGGUCCACCUGGGCAAAAGGGAGAUCCAGGAGCUACUGAGAUCAUAGACUACAAUGGCAACCUCCACGAGGCCUUACAGAGGAUUACCACCUUAACUGUCACGGGCCCCCCUGGACCUCCUGGACCUCAAGGACUACAAGGGCCAAAGGGUGAGCAAGGAUCUCCAGGAAUUCCCGGAGUUGAUGGAGAACAGGGUCUCAAAGGCGCCAAGGGAGAUGUAGGGGACCCAGGGAUGCCAGGUGAAAAAGGAGGAAUUGGACUUCCUGGAUUACCGGGUGCCAAUGGAGUAAAAGGAGAGAAAGGAGACUCUGGGUUGCCGGGGCCUCAGGGUCCUUCUAUCAUAGGCCCACCAGGCCCGCCAGGUCCCCAUGGCCCACCUGGCCCCAUGGGACCCCACGGACUUCCUGGACCAAAGGGUGAACCAGGGUUAAAUGGUGUUAAAGGAGUGAAGGGUGAACCAGGUCAAAAGGGUGACAGAGGACCCCUUGGUCUUCCAGGAGCAUCUGGCUUAGACGGAAAGCCAGGAUCCCGGGGUGCAGAUGGUCCCAUAGGACCCCAUGGCCCUGCAGGUCCCAAAGGAGAAAGAGGAGAGAAGGGAGCUGUGGGAGAGCCUGGACCCAGAGGACCCUAUGGGCUGCCUGGCUUCCCUGGUCCUCGAGGCGAGAAGGGUGACCUGGGAGAAAAGGGAGAAAAGGGAUUCCGUGGCGUUAAGGGGGAAAAGGGGGAGCCAGGCCAGCCUGGCCUGGAUGGGCUGGAUGCCCCUUGCCAAUUGGGACCUGAUGGAUUACCCAUGCCUGGCUGCUGGCAAAAGUGAUGGAUCUAACCUUCCAAGCAUGAAGUUGUGUAUAUAAUGGUCCACCUGUUAUAUUUAUAGUUGAAAAACUGUGACUUGCAGAUUUUUGCAAGUGUGGGAUCUGCUCCCCCCGCACUGUUUCUCCCUGUUCACAGUAGUACAGGCGCCCAUCUCUUCUCACAUCUGAAACUAGGCAGUGUACGGAAGUGAGGAGGCCACAGGAAAUAUAACUCGGUGUCUCUAUUUUACGUGAACAUACGUAUUUAUAGGGACAUCAGUGACAAAGAAUGAUUGCCCUCGCUCGUUUCCUAUUUGGAGCUUGUUGACUGCAUGGACAGAAAGUGCCAUGAAAUAGUUUACAUGAAAUCGUGACCAAAUACGGACUCAAAGCUAUGAACAUGUAGCACACAUUCCCUAGGAACACCCAUUCGCCCCCACCCCACCUGCUGAAACCUUCUAAAACCAGCAUGACCCUGUGCCAACCCUGCUUGUGCAAAUGCAGAUGCUUGCAUGCCACCUCACAAGUUCUCUGACUACAGCUGAGCCUUUGUUCCUUUUGUCAUCUCAAGGGGGUUACACCGUGGCUCAUUGCCAAAAAGAGAUAAGUUGCUGGAGAACACACACACAGUUGGUCUUAUAUUUUGAGGGAGCUGCAGUCCCGACUGCAGAUCCACAGAUCCUAAUAAUGCAGGCUCCUGUGACCGCCUUGGUUGAAAACCGAAGGGUUGAGUGGGUUUCUGCCACUUGUUUUCCUUGGGCUGCGCUUGGCAGUGAAGACGUCGGAAGAGGACCCGGUUCGGCAUCCUGCACUGUCUCUCGUGUGACUGAGUUGGAAGGAGAUUUAUAACCACGGAAAUCCAGAGAGGCAGGAAUUGUUUUUCUAGAUGAACUGACGUCCCAGGGGUGUUGAUCUCGGUGCUUUGGGAAAAAGUCAGAGGUAAUGCAGCUGUGUUUCCGAGACAGCGGAGCCUUGGAAUGGAAGCCCCUGUUCAUGCAGAUGGAAAGGUGCAGACUUGCCAUCAGAGCUCAGGGUGCUGAAGACACCGUGUCCUGAGAAGGACAGAAUAAGAUGUGCUUCAAAUGCCAGGGAAUCCUUAGUGCUGGCUCUACCAAAGGUAGCCGGAAAGUGUCCGUCUCUCCCUUCCUUCUGGGGUUGACACACACCAAUCGGUUUUUUUUUUUUUACAAGUUCCAGAAACAAACUGUAGUUUCCAUUCUUUCUCAUACUUUUUGUUUUCUUAGGAACAGAAACUAUUUGCUUCACUUUGGGCCUCACAGGUUUUUAAACGUUAUUUUUAAGAAAAGUUUUCAAAUCAUGUAAUGAUUUGAAUCCAAUAGUAAAAAUAACCUUACCAUCUCCUUGUUUUAAGAUAAUUGAAGAGAUUAUAAGGCUUCAUUUUUUUUACUUAAUUCAUUAUAAAGUAUGACAAGCAUUUUUUACUACUUUUUGAUUGACGUUGACAAAUUUGUUAUCAACGUGAAAGUCAAGAUUUUAUCACAUUUGAUAGCAUGAACUUGCUUCUUCUAGGUUUUUUUUUUCUAUAUUGAAGUUUAUUUCUCGAGUUUUGUUUUUACAUUUCUAAGUGUUUGUCUUAUCCACAGACCAAAUCUGAGAUCUCAGAAAGCCCUGGAAUAUAGUUGCCAGAAAAGGUCUUUUUUUUACUGACUUGCUCAAAACAUACCAAUGCAGACUUAGACUGGGCAAUUCCUUGCUGAGUUUGUGGCAUGUUUUGAAAUGACUUAUUCUAAGUGGAAGGGUGGUCUGGAGAAGCACCAUCCGUGGGAGCAGUGGUCCUAGCAGCUCCUUAGAGAAUUUCAUUUCCCUUGGUGAUUGAAUGUCAUUUUUCUGGGAACAUUUUGAGCUCAGUGUUUAGAUUUUCACCACCAGAAGGGAAAUUAGUUCACACUUAGGCUUACAACAGUGAAGAUACAAUUUCAAAAUAGAUCUUAAGAUGUCUUUCAUAUUGUGUAACCAAAUGCUCAGUCAUACAAAAUGAUGUCAUCUUUUUUCUUUGUCAUUUCUGAGGUUAGAAUUUAAAUGUUAGAUCAGACUAUCUAGUAAUACUUCUAAUAACAUUCCGCACUCCUAAGCCAAUUCAGCAUUUUUUUUUUAAGUGAAGAGUGUUUCUAACAAUUUCUUGUAUGAUAUGUUUAGGGUAAGGUAUUUCACAAUAAAUGAAACAAUUCGUCUUAAAUCAUUUGGGUCACAGAAAUGAGCCCAAGAUGACACAUUAUCUUCAGAAACAAAAAACAAAAUAACUGUAUAUAGGAUCUUGAGGACAGUCUGGUGACUAUACUCCCUCCUAUCUUCCUUUCUGUUUCUCCACUAGAAAGAGGUAUUGAGAGGGAUCAUUAUUUCACAUUUAGAGAUUCUAACGAUGGUUGUAAUAUUGAACUAGUUUCUUUAAAGUAUUGGACACACCCCUGUAGAAAAAUACUGCACAGCGUGUGUGUGUACUGGGGUUUUCCUUGUAAGGCACAUUUGAAGGAACGUGUAAACUUCUAUUUCUGUACUUCCUUGGAACAAACAACAGGAUGAUGGUAGUUCUCUAUGCUCAGUGGAUUGCUAGGUUACCCGCCAUGAGUUAACCUUGAGCUUUGGACUAUGGAAACAUAUUUACUCAUCCAUUUUGUCAUCUAACCGAGUAAUUUCCAAAGGAAUCAAUAAUGGAUUAUUGUGUUGAUACAUAUGUUUAUAGAUUGCAUUCUUUUUCAUAAAGACUUUUUUAGGGAAAUGAAGAAAAAGGGUAUGGGACACUCACUGGAGACAUGUCAAGGUCAGGUUUUACUCCCACUGUCACGUUGCCUCUCUCCACCGUUUUCCAUUAGCCUCGGUUGCUGCUGGGAAAUACCCUUCCUUUUUUUCUCAAUGGAUAGUCGACCUCUACUGCUGGCGAUUUUAUUUCUGUUUAAUGGCAUUCCUAAGCUGUUAUUGUGUGGCUUUAUUUUUGAAGUUCAUGAAUCUGUUGUAAUGUACUUCAAUGACCAGCCUUUCCUCAUGUAAAACAGCCUUCUGUGGUGCCCCUUAUCCUGUGUUCAUCAUAUAUACCAUAUGCCUUUAUCAGUUUUCAUUUACCUUUUUCUUUUUUUGAGUUCCCUCACCUUCCAGCUUACACACUGUAAGCUUGCCUGACGCAGCCAGUGCUAGAGAAGUCUGCACGCGACACGUAGGGUACCUAAGUAUGCCUGAAUCCCUCCCAUCUUUCCUUUCCCAUUAUCAAAUGUAGCUUUGGAGGGUUUUUCCUUUACCUGUUAUUUUAUGGAGAAUAUUGGAAUGUCUCUCACUCCUACCAAUAGAAAGUUCUUGGCUUUAGCCUUAUACUCUGAGUAUCUGAUGUGUUCAUGGGCAGUAUGCAUGUGUGUACUUUGUGUGUAUAUCUGCUAUCUUAAAAAAAAAUGGUCAGAUCACCAUUCUGUAUUUUUGGGGAAAUUGUCCUUAGUAUUUUUGUCACUUAGGAAAUGUGCCUAAUUGCCAAGUAUUCUUUAACAUAACAAAAUAACACUUUAAGCCCCCUCCCACUAUAUUUGUCUGAGAGUUCAGCAUCUUCUCAUAAGUGGUGGUGGGAAACUUGGAUGCUGACAUCAGAAACUUUGAUUUUCUUCCUUUCUUGAUGAUAUUCGGAUUAUUUUAAUGUUUAAUGCCUACCAAAACAUAGAAUUUAAUGAUUUUUAUAAUAAUAACAAAAAGUCCUACUAUUUUAUAAGGCUUCCUGGUGCCUUAUCAUUCCAAAAAUACUAAAAAUGGCCAGCUGUGAUCCCGGGGGUUGAGAGGUCUGACCAGUUAAAAUUCCGCCAACCUGUGUUCGGAUGUAAAGGCUGUCUGUCCCUACUUCUGUUCUCUUAAUGCAUCUUCUCGCCCAGAGGCACUCCUCUAACUUACGUUGCUGGUGAAAUUAUUUAGGGUUUUGGUUACUUCUAUAAUAACAAACAUUUUAAUGGCUUCUUUUUCCACUAAAAUGCAUUUACAUGUGUAAGCUGCCUACUCCGCUUAUUGGCAGACUUUUGGAGACGAGGAUGGACUGCGUUAUGCUUGACUUCUUGACAACAAAGAAAAUGCCAACAUUUCUCAAAAUAAGUGGAUAUUCUGACAUAUCUCAGAACUAUUCAUGAGUCGGGUUCCUGAAGAAUAUCACACAUGUUGUUGGUGUUUGGGUGGAGUUCUUCAUUGUGUUGUAAAUGUUUCAUUAAGGUGGACAUUUUAAAAAAGAUGUAUGUAUCUGAUUUAUCUUUUGGAAAUAUUAUAUUUUUUAUUUGUAUUUUUUACAUUUUAAAGUUCAUCUCUAUGUGCAGCUAUUUUUAUAUUGCCAAAAACUCACAUAAAUGCAAAGUAAGAGGGAAAUGGAAAAAAAUGACAAGUAUUUGUAAGAUGACAAGUGUUGCCUUGUAGGUUUGUUUUUUUAAUGUUUCAUGGGCCAGUCUCAUGUUCUCGGUUAUUCUAAUAAUGUGUUGUAUCUUUUCACUGUAUAUAUGGUGCAAACCUGAUUGUCUUGGUAGUGUAAAUAUUUAAAAGAUUGAAUUUUUCCCAUUUGAUUUCUCAUUUCAAUUGUAAUUUUUCCCGCUGUCAUUACUGACUCAAUGGCCUGUGAAGGCUCUGAUUUGCAAUUUGGAGAGAAUUGCUUUGGGGUUCAUUUUCUAAUUUGUUUUUAAUUUACUUUUAAAACUUGUUUUCAGGGUUCCUAGUUUGUGAGAAGUUGAUCUUCGGAAUUAUUUUUACACUAUUUAUGACUUAUUUUCAUAAUGUAAAAAGUGUGUAAUUAUUACAGUAUUAACCCAAACAGUGAUAAUAAAUUGUAUUGUUAUAAAGUUUUAAUGAUAUUCC